CCCCGCCGCUCUGUCGCUGGUCGGGCGGGGGCAGGUGUGAUGUCCUGGGUGCCAGCACCAGUGGCGCUCGGCCUGCAGCCAGCGGUGGCCAUUGCGAGCACGCCCGCCACCGUCGCCGGGGCCAUGAACUCCACGGCCUCCUCUGCGCUCCUGCAGCAGCUGAGCUCCACGCUUCCAGCAGGUGUCGCCGUCGGCGCGAUGCCGAUCUCGCGCCAGGGCAGCUACGUGCCGGCGCCGGUCCUGAACCCUGGCGUGCCAGCCCCCGCAGGCCUCGUGAUAACGCCCGCGAUGUCGGCCAGCCUGCCGCAGCUCAACGUCAGGGCAGCGUCCUCGGCCACCGGGCUGCCCGUGUUCUCCCAGCCGAACGCGUCCGCAGGAGCGUCGUGGGCCACGCCGGCGGACUCGCAGGGCCAGAGGA
Prorocentrum cordatum is the source of this 418-nucleotide messenger RNA. Lineage: Eukaryota; Dinophyceae; Prorocentrales; Prorocentraceae. The record is from the annotation of a GenBank genome assembly.